AGUCUAUUCAAUGGGACGUCCGUUCGAUGUUGAUUAACCAGGCCCUCUGGCUGUCACCUGAUGUCAUCGACUCCUACUAGCGAACAACAAUGCCGCUAAGUAUAAGUGACUGGGACAAUAUCAUCAGCAGCAAUCACCUACAACUCUCGCUACAUAACUGCUCAUAACAGUAGCAGAUGAGCUUGAAAGCAGCCGAUUUGGCCAGACAAGCAGCCAGCAAGACGCUCUUCCAGUCUGUCCGCUCGAUUCAACCUCUACUGCACGUCUCAAGAUCCCCGCUUUCUACAGCUUAUCAUCCCACCACUCUCCCAACAACCAAAACAGCAGCCAGACUUCCAUUUCGUUUAUAUAAGAGAACAAUGUCUACGACAAUCCCCGACCGCUACAAGCUCAUCUUCUUCGUGCCACACUCGCACCUCGAACAGUGCAAAGAGGCCAUCUUUGCGACUGGAGCCGGUACCUUCCCUGGAGGCAAGUACAGCAAGUGCGCGUUCCAGAUGCCCGGGCAAGGACAGUUUCUGCCUUCUGGGGAUGCGAAUCCUGCCAUUGGAGCGGUUGGACAGUUGGAGACUGUUGAGGAAAUGAAGGUGGAGAUUAUGUGUCUGGGACGGUCGAUCAUGCUGCAGGCGGUCGAGGCGUUGAAGAAGGCGCAUCCGUAUGAGGAGGUGGCAUAUGAGGUUUAUAAGAUGGAGAAUGUUUGAUUUCUCGUUGGGAUUAUGCUUCUGGAGCCUGUUGUGCUUGCUGGCCAUGAUUCAUGAUGGCGUUUGUACCUGUUUAUAGUUGAUUCAGCGUGGAGAAUCCAUCAUUGACGAGCAGUUAAUGCUGAAGGUCAUGUUUGAGCGUUUUCUCAAGGCUUUGAAACUAUCCAGCGAUAAUAUCUAUGAUAAUAUCUAUCCCAUCCUCGAGAGC
Messenger RNA from Aspergillus novofumigatus IBT 16806, 909 nucleotides. RefSeq lists its product as uncharacterized. The transcript has a single exon. Lineage: Eukaryota; Fungi; Ascomycota; Eurotiomycetes; Eurotiales; Aspergillaceae. The record is from RefSeq and is a predicted model, not a curated record. Bases 177 to 701 code for a protein of 174 amino acids.